Molecule: messenger RNA, 2079 nt
Organism: Peronospora matthiolae
Lineage: Eukaryota; Oomycota; Peronosporomycetes; Peronosporales; Peronosporaceae
Source: the annotation of a GenBank genome assembly
AUGGUGCAAGUCGCGUUGCUUUGUGCGAUCGUUGGAUUACCUCGAAGUACUUUCGUCGUGGAUAUCGACACAGAUAGAUCAGUGGCUCACUUGAAGAAAGACAUAAAGGAUGAGAACACAGUGGAUGUCCUGUGUGAUGCUAGAGAGCUGCGGCUCUUCCUGGCGAAAAAAGAUGGGGCGUGGCUGCGAGACGACGGUGAUUUGGACAGACUGAUUCAGACACAAGGAAUUCUCGAUGGGAUGGAAGAGAUGCGCGCGUCUUGGCGAUUAAGAAAGCCCAGUCUGUUUGGUACUGGCGUAUUGCUAGGAAAGAAGGUGGUCCACGUGCUGGUGAUGCUUCCGCCGACUAUGCCUGGUCCGCGAAGUGAGCCAACUACGGUGGGUAAUGCUCACAGUGCGAGUCAAUUGGUGCUUUCCAUGUUCGACAAGUUGAGCCGAUUGCUUUGGGAGAUAUUCAGCCGACUACCUAUUCUGCAACGCGAUACAAUUACUGUGGGUGGUCUCACAAUCCCCUUUGCGCCAACAAUGUGGAAGGAUUCUUCACUGGACAAAUUUUGGAAAGUUUUCCGAGAGUGUUAUUCUGAUGCCGACCUCGCAGCUGGUGCUGUGAUCGCGUUGCCGGAAGAAACAUUUAUUCUUGGUAACGAUUUGCUUGGCUCUCAUAUAUACAUUCGUCAUUGCUAUCCACAGUUGUGGAAUACUUGCUUGGAUACCUUUGAGUGCACACGUCAUCUUGUAAUUCUUGGCAGCCCGGGAAUAGGCGAAACGUAUUUCUGCUAUCUGAUCUUGCUGUAUCUUGCACGUGAUGGAAAAACAGUGGUUUACGAGACUGGUCGAAGGAAGAUGCGUAUCUUGUUCAGUGGUGAACUGGUGAUUCAAGGAUCGCGGUCGGAUUUUGAUAAAAUUCUUGACCUGUGUGAAACAUUUUACAUUGUGGAUGGCAUGAAACCACAAGAUUACAAGGCGAAGACGAUUCUUGUCACGUCGCCACGUCAUGAAAUCCGGUUCGAGUUUCAUAAGUUUGAUUGUGGGAGUUUUUACAUGCCUGUCUGGACAGAGGAAGAGAUUUUUCAAUGUCGUGAGCUCAUGUAUUCGGACAGACCUGUAAACGACGUGAAGGAAUGCUUUCGUAAAUGGGGUGGCAUUGCACGCUACGUCUUGCGCUAUGCUACAGACCAGGAUCAACAGAAAUCGCUCGACGAGGCGAUUGGUAAGGUUGAUUUGAAGGCGCUGAUCAAGUCGCAUGGAAAAUUAAGCGGGGACGAUAAGUUGAUAUCACACCGGAUACUUCACUAUCGUGUCAACGACGAUUUUACCGAACAGGGAUAUACAUUUGCGUCGGAUUACGUGCUUGACAUAAUUUAUCAGCAGUUGUAUGAGCACAACAGGGCCAAAUUAGUGGCAUUCCUUGAUGCUUCUCGUGGCUUUGACUUAUACGCAGUGAUACGUGGACGUGUUUUCGAGCGAUACGUGCAUUCAGUGCUGCCACAAGGUGGAAACUUUCGAGUCCGGCGUCUGACUGUGGGUCCGAAACAUAUUACUGCAGGUGUGAACGAGGGUGAGAGGAAGGUUAAACGCGCCGUUGUUGAUGAAGAUACCAAAACGGUACACUUGCCAAAACUGAAAAAUGUUGUUUUCGAGCGAGACGAACAAGUGACCAGUGCAGACUUGGCGACAUACCUGCGGCCAAAGGCAAGCAAUUUCGAAUCCGUGGAUGCUAUGGCCACGCCCAAUAUACUCUUCCAAGUGACUUGUGCGCGAGUGCACCCUUGCAAACGUAAAGGGCUCUGCAGGGUUCUGGAUUUGCUUGGAAAACCAGCUGAACCACGGUUGUACUUCGUUGUACCGCCCGAUAUAUUCGAUGAUUUCAGAUAUCAGGCCUACCAGCAUAACGAGAGGAAGAAACAGAAGGAUGAGGACAACAUUGUGGAGAAGCUGGAGCAAUUUGUAAUGGAAGUCAGCUACGCCCACGAGAUUCCUCGCAUAAAGGAAGCGGAAGGCGAAGACCCCAUGAAGAAGAAGGUGAAGAAAGUUCAGGACAACGUCACACGUGAAAAGUGCGGACUUGUCAGUGAAUGA